Molecule: messenger RNA, 1619 nt
Organism: Ectocarpus siliculosus
Lineage: Eukaryota; Phaeophyceae; Ectocarpales; Ectocarpaceae
Source: the annotation of a GenBank genome assembly
AUGGUGCUGAUGCUGGCGAGAGAAGAUGCUGAUGCGGGUGUCAUGGGCGUGGAGAUGAUCGAAGUGAAGGGUGGCUGCCUCCAAGUUACAUUGAAGGCCGGCGAGCACAUGAAAGCGGACCCCCGUUGCAUCGUGUCCCGAGGCGUCGGUCUAGCCCUCCGCCCGCCGGCGCCCCUGGAGAAGGAAGGAAUCCUCGGCGGGCUUAAGCAGCGCCUGCGCAAGGCGGCCCAAGGGCGACAGGACCAGCAGCAGCAGCAACAGCAUCGAGAUAACCACCGUCUGGAGAGGGUGUCGAACACGAUGGCCUCGAACGAAACGGACUGUUUUUUCGCCCCGCCGUUCCCGGGAGACGUUGCCGUUGUCUCGGUCAGCAGCGGUGGCGGAGACGAAAGCGUCGGUGAAGAAAGGCGGGAUUAUGACGAUGCCCACGGCGGCGACCGGCGCAAGGCUAGGCAACGGCAAGAGGGUAGGGGCGGGGACCGCCCUGCCGCGAGAGGCAGCAGGCACGGCUCCGACAAGCCCCGCAAGCUCGUGCUGCUGACGCAGGCGAUUGUUGCCGUCGGCCCGGGGGUUGUCGUGAAGCCCUCGCCCCUCCCAGAUGCAGGAGGAGGAGGACGGGGGGGGUCUUCGCUCUCCCGCCGACAGCAGCAGCGUGGCGGGCCUGUUGUAACGACGGGCGUUCUCUCUUUGUGUGAAGGGCAAGGACAAAUCGCGGUGGCCGGGUACGGAAAGCUAAAAAAGUUGCGGUUGAGGCCGGGGCAGAAGAGGUUGGUGGACUCCUCUCGCGCGGUGGGUUGGACCAGCGGCGUAACGUGCCUCACUGGCACCGGGGGGCGUGCCUCGGUACCCACCACAGGCAACAAUAACGGAGCCAACAGCCCUGCUGGCGCGUUUACCACGUUCGUAGGCCCCGGGACUGUUUACGUUCAGACGCACUCCCUCCCUGGUUUACGGCGGUUACUCUUGCCAAAGUCGGGAGUUUCGUUGCAAGGGGGAGUUCCUUCGGGCCUCCUGGGGACGGGGGGGAGGGGUGCGGGGGCGUUGUUCGCCCCGCGGGGAGGGCCACCAACAGUGGGCCUUUCUCUCAAGAGGGGCUUGGCGAAGCGCGCGAAGGCGGGGGCGAAGCGGGUUUCUCUGGCGGUGGCGUUCUUCGCGCUGUACCUUGUGGUUUACUCCCUGGUGACGGCGUUGCUCCUUGAGGGGAGGGACGGCCUCGCCAACGCGCCGCGGCACGCGGUGCAGGUGGUUCGCUCCCUCUCGAAGGUGGCGCGUCGUGUGGCGGUGGUGCUGGUACGGCUUGGGCGGGAGGAGCUGUGGAGAGAAGGAGAGGGCGGGGGUGUUACACCUCCGCAGAAAAGCCUUGCAGAACGAUAGUGGUAGGAGCUCGGUUUCACCGGGUGUUCUAACGGCAAGGCACACAGCGCAUGAAUGCGCCCUUGAUAGAUUUGUGAGGUGGCCUUUCCCCCUUGUUUGUGUGCCAUCCUUUAUGAAUUAGACUUGUUUUUACGACAUCACCUGGGAGUUGUUGACGGGCUUGCCGCCGCGUGGGGUUUCCGUGUUGUUUCAUGCGUGUUUGCAAGAACAAGAAAAUGAACGGUUUGGCGAGUUUUUUUUUGCGU